AUGAUUGACCCAACAGCCCUCAAGCGUCAGUACGAUGAGCUCUGCAAAGCUGAAAGCAGCAAGGAUGAAAUUAUCGCGAGCCUCUUUGACUACAUUAAAGACCUUGAGCUGAAACUUGAAAGUGAGAGAGAUGAGGUUGAUGCCCAGAAGAGGGCUACCAUUUCGUACAGAGAUGAUAGUCGUCGGUAUCUGGCUGAGAGAGAUGCUUUAGUUUCUGACAAGCGUAAAUUGAGUUCCGUAUCUGUGUUAGUUGAUGGAGACGGGAUGAAUUUUUUGGAACGAUUCAUACAAGACGGCAAGAACGGCGGACAUGACGCCGCUCGAGCUCUGAUCCAUGCAGUUAAAGACCAUAUCAAACAGAUCGACCCUGAGGCCAGCCCGAACAUUAGCUACAAUAUCCGUGUGUAUGCCAAUGUGCUGGGCCUCACCAAAGUCUACCGGGAAGUCAAUAUCCUUAGGCCGGGCGAGGAUCUAUCUAAUUUUAUCCGCGGGUUCAAUAUGGAGAGCCCGCUGUGUGACUUUAUUGAUUCAGGUGAUGGGAAAGAGUGCGCUGAUGUCAAAAUCAAAGGCCUUUUCGACCAAGCCCUUAACAAUAUCCACUGCCAGCGCAUUAUAUUCUGCGCCUCCGCAGACAGCGGCUAUGCGCGUGUUCUGGGGCCCCAUCGCGGCUCGUCCCGUAUUUCCCUCGUCCAGGGGCCCCCGUUCCCCCGCGAGAUGGCCGAACUAGCCGCAACAUUUGAGAUAACAUCUUUCCCCGACGUCUUCAUGUCAUCCAAGAUCGAAAGACCCGUCAAGUUCCCGCCUCCCAUCGUCCAAGAGAUCCCAACCACAGCGGCGACGCCCUCACCCACGCCUGCCCCGGCUUCUGCUCCAGGCCCAGCUCCAGCUCCAGUCCCAGGCCCCGCACCUCUAUUAACAAACUGGGCCUCCGCCGCAAAGACCGCGCCCGCCACCCCACCGCCAUCAACCACAACCACAACCCCUAAAGCAAAGACCAAACCCCGCAUCCUCGUCUGCCUAAACGCCCGCAACCAGCGCGUCGACAGCCCCAUCAAGACCUCCUCCAAGGAAGGCGUCGCCGCGCUGAAGCGCCGCAAGUUCUGCAACCAGUACCACCUGCUCGGAUACUGCCAUAACCUCGCGACAUACGGGAGCUGCAACCACGAGCACGGCGCCGAGCUGAGCAAGCAGGAGCUAAAUGAUUUGAUGUACAUUGCGCGCUCGAGCCCGUGCUUUAAUGGGUUGAAUUGCCGCGACGUUGAUUGUAUUUCGGGCCAUCGGUGCGCGUAUGGCGAGUACUGCUUGCAUAAGGAGUGUAAAUUCCAUAGGGAUUUGCAUGUGGUUGAUACGGUUAUUGUGAGGACGCUGGAGGAUUGA
Aspergillus mulundensis is the source of this 1377-nucleotide messenger RNA. Its product is annotated as CCCH zinc finger DNA binding protein. The record is from RefSeq and is a predicted model, not a curated record. NCBI's taxonomy places the organism in Eukaryota, Fungi, Ascomycota, Eurotiomycetes, Eurotiales, Aspergillaceae. The coding region runs from base 1 to 1377 and encodes 458 amino acids. The transcript is spliced from 5 exons.